AUGGCCACCAUCACGCGGAACAUGGAUCAUGGAAUCAUUGACCGAAAAAUUCAAUCCAGUCAAGAAGCUCUUGCACCAACAUUUGAAUGGCCACCAUCACGCGGAACAUGGAUCAUGGAAUCAUCGACCGAAAAAUUCAAUCCAGUCAAGAAGCCCUUGCACCAACAUUCGAAGGGAAG
Molecule: messenger RNA, 179 nt
Organism: Ilex paraguariensis (yerba mate)
Lineage: Eukaryota; Viridiplantae; Streptophyta; Magnoliopsida; Aquifoliales; Aquifoliaceae
Source: the annotation of a GenBank genome assembly